This is a messenger RNA of Pteronotus mesoamericanus, 2140 nucleotides long. It is a transcript of the gene USP21, whose product is annotated as ubiquitin specific peptidase 21. Gene Ontology annotation, cellular component: cytoplasm. NCBI's taxonomy places the organism in Eukaryota, Metazoa, Chordata, Mammalia, Chiroptera, Mormoopidae. Gene Ontology annotation, biological process: protein deubiquitination. The record is from RefSeq and is a predicted model, not a curated record. Gene Ontology annotation, molecular function: cysteine-type deubiquitinase activity. The transcript has 13 exons. The coding region runs from base 176 to 1870 and encodes 564 amino acids.
GAUGGCGGCGGCCCCGGCGGCGGGAGAGACCUGGGCGACAGCUGCGGCUGAAGCUGCAGCCGGGCCCGCGGGGGUGCUGCCUGGCGGCAGUGGGGGGCGGGCCUGAGCUGGGGCCGGGCCCCGGCCGGGCUCCCCCGCCGCUCACCGGGAGCAGGUCCAGCCUGUGGUGUCCACAAUGCCCCAGGCCUCUGAGCACCGUCUGGGCCGGGCCCGAGAGCCACCCGUUAAUGUCCAGCCCCGAGUGGGAUCCAAACUACCGUUUGCCUCCCGGGCCCGCAGCAAGGAGCGCCGAAACCCAGCCCCUGGGCCGAACCCCAUGUUACGGCCUCUGCCUCCCCGGCCAGGUCCCCCUGAGGAACGGCUCAAGAAACUGGAGCUGGGCCGGGCUCGGACCUCCGGCCCUCGUUCCCGAGGCCCCCUUCGAGCCGAUCACGGCCUUCCCCUGCCUGGCUCUCCACCCCCAGCGGUGGCUCUGCCCGCUUCCAGGACCAGCCUGGCCCGUUCCAAAUCUGUGAGCAGUGGGGACUUGCGUCCGAUGGGAAUUGCCUUGGGAGGGCACCGAGGCCCCGGAGAGCUCGGGGCUGCCCUGAGCCGCCUGGCACUCAGGCCUGAGCCACCCACUUUGAGACGUAGCGCCUCUCUCCGCCGCCUUGGGGGCUUUCCUGGGCCUCCCACCUUGCUCAGCAUACGGACGGAGCCCCCUGCUCCCCAUGGCACCUUCCACGUGAUAUCUGCGCGGCCCUCGGAGCCCUUCUACUCCGAUAACAAGAUGGCUCACCACACACUGCUGCUGGGCUCGGGGCACGUUGGCCUCCGAAACCUGGGCAACACGUGCUUCCUGAACGCCGUGCUGCAGUGUCUGAGCAGCACCCGGCCGCUCCGGGACUUCUGUCUGCGCAGGGACUUCCGGCAAGAGGUGCCUGGAGGGGGCCGAGCCCAAGAGCUCACUGAAGCCUUUGCAGAUGUGAUUGGUGCCCUGUGGCACCCUGACUCCUGUGAAGCUGUGAACCCCACCCGAUUCCGAGCUGUCUUCCAGAAAUAUGUUCCUUCUUUCUCUGGAUACAGCCAGCAAGAUGCCCAGGAGUUUCUGAAGCUCCUCAUGGAGCGGCUGCACCUUGAGAUCAACCGACGAGGCCGCCGGGCCCCACCGAUCCUGGCCAGCAGCCCAGCCCCCUCUGCACCGCGCCGCGGCGGCGCUCUGCUGGAGGAGCCUGACCUGAGUGACGAUGACCGGGCCAACCUAAUGUGGAAGCGUUACCUGGAGCGAGAGGACAGCAAGAUUGUGGACCUGUUUGUGGGACAGUUGAAAAGUUGUCUGAAGUGCCAGGCCUGUGGGUAUCGCUCCACGACCUUCGAGGUUUUUUGUGACCUGUCCCUGCCCAUCCCCAAGAAAGGGUUUGCUGGGGGCAAGGUGUCGCUGCGGGACUGCUUCAGCCUCUUCACCAAGGAGGAAGAGCUUGAGUCGGAAAAUGCCCCAGUGUGUGACCGGUGUCGGCAGAAAACACGAAGUACCAAAAAGUUGACAGUACAAAGAUUCCCCCGAAUCCUCGUGCUCCAUCUCAACCGAUUUUCCACCUCCCGAGGCUCCAUCAAGAAAAGUUCCGUAGGUGUAGACUUCCCACUGCAGCGACUGAGCCUAGGGGACUUCGCCAGUGACAAAGCCGGAAGCCCCACGUAUCAGCUGUACGCCCUUUGCAACCACUCGGGCAGCGUCCACUACGGCCACUACACAGCCCUGUGCCGGUGCCAGACCGGCUGGCACGUCUACAACGACUCUCGCGUCUCCCCGGUCAGUGAGAACCAGGUGGCGUCCAGUGAGGGCUACGUGCUCUUCUACCAGCUGACGCAGGAGCCGCCCCGGGGCCUGUGAGGCCCUCCAAACCCUGGCACCUGUGAAACCGUUCGAGAUCUUUCGGCCCCAGGCUCCCGCUUACCUCAGAGACGUCUAUUUUUGUGUCUUUUUAAUGGGAAGGGGGGGGGUGGUUGUAGCUCCCAUUAUUUUUUUUAUUGAAAAGUACCCUUCCACCUGGAGGUCCCGUUGUCUCUCAGCCCCAUGUACAGAGGUCCCCAGGCCGCCCCCGCCGUGUACAGCCCCCAACUAUACAAUUUCACUUUUUGUGAAUAAAUUUAUUAAGAAAAA